Messenger RNA from Salvia hispanica, 1537 nucleotides. RefSeq names its product malonyl-coenzyme:anthocyanin 5-O-glucoside-6'''-O-malonyltransferase-like. The record is from RefSeq and is a predicted model, not a curated record. Lineage: Eukaryota; Viridiplantae; Streptophyta; Magnoliopsida; Lamiales; Lamiaceae.
UAUAACCAUACAUUAAAUUUCGAAAAAAAAAUCUUGAACACAUAUAAUGAUAUAAUUCUACAUAUAGACAAAAAUACCAAUCCCAAUAAUUGAACAAAACCUUUUCACCAUGUCCACCACCGUGCUCGAAACCACCGGCAUCUCCCCUCCUCCCGGCUCCGCCGCCGAGCUGACGGUCCCGCUCUGCUUCUUCGACAUCGGGUGGCUGCAUUUUCACCCCAUCCGCCGCCUCAUCUUCUACAACCACCCUUGCACCGAGGCCGAAUUCUCCUCCACCAUCGUUCCAAACCUCAAACACUCCCUCUCUCUCACCCUCCAACACUUCCCCCCCGUCGCCGGAAACCUCCUCUACCCUCUCGACACCGAAAAAUCCCGCCCCUUCCUCCGCUACGUCUCCGGCGACACCGCCCCCCUCACGAUCGCCGUCUCCGGGCGCGACUUCGAUGAACUCACCGGCAGCCACGCCCGAGACUCCGACCAAUUCUACGAAUUCCUCCCCCCGAUGCCCCCGGUAACCGAGGAGGAAAAUUACAAAAUUGCCCCUCUCAUCGCCCUCCAGGCUACGCUCUUCCCCGGCCGCGGGAUCUGCAUCGGGGUGAGCAAUCACCACUGCCUCGGCGACGCGAGGUCUGUGUUCCGAUUCGUCUCGGCCUGGGCCGAGACGAAUCAAAGCGGCGGAGAUGGACGGUUUUUAAACUGCUUAUCGCCGCCGCUUUUUGAUAGAUCUGUAUUUGGAGAUAUCAAGGGCAUAAGCGACAAUUUAUGGAGCACUACGAGGAAUAUUCCCUUGACUCAGUCAAGUUUGCCUGUGCCUACUAACAGAGUCAGGGCCGCGUUCACACUCCGUCAAUCCGAUAUUAAAAAACUCAAGGAUUUUGUUAUGACGAAAAAGCCUGGCCUAGUUUACAUCUCUACUCUCGCUGUCUCGGUGGCGUACACGUGGAGUGCCGUGGUGAAAUCCGCGGCCACAGCAGGGGAGGCGGCGGACGAGGAUGGGACCGAGGUGCUCUUUUUGCCGGUGGACGGAAGGGGGCGGCUGAACGCGCUGGUCGACCCGCCGGUGCCGGUGAAUUACUUCGGGAAUUUCUUGGGCGCCGUGGCGGCGACGGUGGAGCAUAAGAAGUUGGCGGCGGAGGAAGGAUUUGUGGCGGCAGCAGAGGCGAUUGCGGAUAUGAUCAAGAACCGAGUGUAUAAUAAAGAGAAUUUUUUGAAUGAUUUGGAAAAUCUGUUGUCUGAGAUGUUGAAAUUGGCGGGGUUGAGUAAAUUUGGAGUUUCCGGUUCGCCGAAGUUUGAUUUCUCGAAUGCGGAUUUCGGAUGGGGAAAGGCGAGGAGGUUCGAGUUUUUGUCAAUAGAUGAGGAGAAGUAUUCCAUGUCGUUGUGUAAUUCGCCGGAUUUCGAAGGCGGUUUGGUGGUCGGAAUUUCGCUACCGAGAAAGAGAAUGGAAGCUUUUGCGACCAUUUUUGAAGAUGGCCUUAAAUUUUAAGAAUGCUUGUGUGAAAAUUUUGGUUUUACAAUUUGAUUAUUAGUUUCAGUUUUA